Molecule: messenger RNA, 1257 nt
Organism: Arachis stenosperma
Lineage: Eukaryota; Viridiplantae; Streptophyta; Magnoliopsida; Fabales; Fabaceae
Exons: 3
Coding region: 98-904 (268 amino acids)
Source: RefSeq, a predicted model, not a curated record
UUUUCUGAUUACAGACUUCCAUUAAUCUCCAAGGUAUUGUUGACGUACCACAUUUUGGAAACGCUUGCUUUUGUAUACUCGCAUCUAAUUUCAUUUCAUGGCUCAACAAGUUCCAGAUCCAAGUCCCUAUUGUUUAAUUCGUUUUAUGGAAGAUGACCAUAUUAACCCCCGCGGAAAAAGGAUCCGAGAUGACCAACAGGAUAAGGUAACCAAGACUGUUUGGUUGGAACAACACUAUACUUCAAGGGAUUUUCACUUUGCUAUUGAGAAACGGUACCUGCCCCGUUCAAUCUCUGAUUCGGCGCUGUGGGAACAGAAAAGGAGGAGGCGGGAUUAUAUGAACAGCGCUGGAAGUGAGAUUGGGUUGGAGAAGGAGGUGGAAUCGGACCGCAAAAUGAUCUUGCCAAUAAUACGAUGCAGCCACACUAAUCUGAAUCAACACAAGCACAAGAACAAGAACAAGAAAACCAAGCAAAUAAAGCCCAUGGUGGUGUGUGAAGAAAAUGAUGAAGAGGUUGAAAGCUACCCAAAAAAAGUUCCGUGUUUCGUAAUGCUGUUAAUGAUAUGUGUUUGGGGCUGGCUGCUGACGUGUCGGCGGGAAACAAUAACGAUAGGGGGCUCGGUGGUUGAACUACUGAGUUUUAUGGUGUUUGCUUCGGGUGCGGCUUUAACGAUUCUGUUUGGAGAAAGAUUCAGUCACACCCACGGCGCUAUCUUUAUCUCAUGGGCCGUUCUAAUGCACGUCGGAGUUGAUCAUUCAAUCAGUUUGCUAUUCCUCGCCAUACUCGCUCUCUUCUUCGGAGCCUCUCAUGCACUUAGCUCCUUCUUUACACACAACAAUAACCAAAUCCAACAACACAUCCUUACUUCAAUCAAAAUAGUAAAGCCGGGGGGGCUCUCUUGAUCUGCAUACCAUGCUAUGCACCUGACUUCUCAGAAAAAAGUUUCUCUAGUUCAAAAAUCCAUGUAGUAAAAUUGUGUACGUUUGCUGUGUUAUUACCUAAAUCAGUUUUCCAAGGAAUUUUUACUAUCCCAUAAUGCUAGUUAUCAAAUCAGUUUUCAAAUUUAUUUUGAUUACAAAUCUAUCCUAAUAUAAUAAAAAAGUAGUGACUGGUUUGAUAACAAAGAUGUGGUAUUUGGGUUAUAAUUUUCUAGUCUUUGUAUUUUUUGUAAUUUAAAUUUGUAAUGUUGUGACUUGUGAUCGUGUUGAUUGUGCUACUUUAAUCCAUAUGGCUGGCCUUAAAAAGGUUUCUUUGA